AUGAAGCACGUCAGUGUCGCUAUCAUAGGCGCUGGUCCAACGGGCAUUUCCAUGCUCAAGCAGCUUCUGCAAGAUGGCUUCAGCGCAACUUUGUUCGAGAGACGUAGUUCUGUCGGGGGAUUAUGGGCAUAUGACGCAAACAAUGGAUGGACUACGGCAUUAGCGUCCACGAGUGCGAAUAUCAGCAAGUAUACUUGUGGAUUUACCGAUUUCCCAAUACCAGACAGGUAUCCUGUAUAUCUGAGUGCAGCGAACUUUCAAGAGUUUAUGCAGACUUAUGCUGAGCACUUCAAACUCACAGAGCACAUCUCGUUCAAUAGUAUUGUUCAAGCUGUCAACCGCAACAGCGACGAUAGUGGAUGGAUAGUGCAGGUUGAGAAAAUCGGGACUGGCGAAAAAGAGACUCGCCCUUUUGACAAGGUCGUUUUCUGUCAUGGUUAUCAGACUAAAAGAGUGAUGCCGACAUUUCCGGGACAGGAUAAAUUCGAAGGAGAGAUUAUACACUCACAGCAAUACCGAAGUCCAGAAGCGUUCCAGGACAAAACAGUGGUGAUCCUCGGCCUAUCUACAACAACAGGCGAGAUCACGCCACAAGUCAUCGGCACAGCGAAAAAAGUCUACGUCUCUCAUAGAAGCGGCCAAAUGGUGGUCAAGCGUAUGCGCAAAGGACGACCAACAGAUUUGAUGAUAUCGUGGAGACGCCGCCAAGUUACACAAUGGAUGGCAAAGAACAUACCGAAUUUCUACAGAUACUUGGCAGGCUGGGGAGCCAGACUUCUCUCGUCCCAGUUCUCAGACGUGAAACUUGACCCAGAAUGGCGAAUUCAGUCAUUUCGAAACCCGACGCUGCGAUUACCGGGUCUUAUCCAGGAUAUUGUUCCUCACCUGCAAGAUGGGAGUUUGACGAGUUUGCAUGGAAUUAAACGAUUCUUGGGCGGACGAUCAAUCGAGUUUGAUGAUGGGACUGUACUGGAUGACGUGGACAGCAUUAUCUUGACUACAGGAUACUGCGCCGACUUUUCAGUCGCUCCUGUCAUCGAAAACAGUGUGCCAAAGUCACCGACUUAUCAUGGACCUGCCAUUCAACGCCUAUAUAUGAAUGUCUUCCCUCCCAAGUACGCAGACAGCUGUGCCGUCCUUUGCUACUCAGCAUAUGGCAAGAACAACGGUUUCUCAUUCAGCGAUGUCAUGAACAUGGCCAUUUCAAACAUUUGGCGAGGCGUAAGCCAAUUACCACCUUACCAAGAGAUGGAGAAAUGGGUAGAUGACCAUCAGAAAUGGGUUGCAGCAAACUGGGCUCGCGAGCCGCAUCUCGAUGUGAGCAUGGUCAAACAAUAUGAGUUCCAACCCUGGAUGCACGAACAAGCUGGAACAGGUAUGGAGAACCUUGGAUGGGGAUGGGCAGGGUGGAAGUUCUGGUGGAAGGAUAGAGAGAUGUAUAACCUCAUGAACCACGGUGUAGAGACAGCUCACAUGUUUCGGUAUUUUGAGACAGGCAAGAGAAACACGUGGGAGGGCGCGAGGGAUGAGAUUAUCCGUCAGAAUAGGAUAGUCGAGGAGAGCUUUUCUGGGAAGAGUAAGAAGCUGAGGGAGGAAUAG
Fusarium subglutinans is the source of this 1599-nucleotide messenger RNA. RefSeq names its product flavin-containing protein. Bases 1 to 1599 code for a protein of 532 amino acids. Lineage: Eukaryota; Fungi; Ascomycota; Sordariomycetes; Hypocreales; Nectriaceae. The record is from RefSeq and is a predicted model, not a curated record. The transcript has 4 exons. Gene Ontology annotation, molecular function: NADP binding; N,N-dimethylaniline monooxygenase activity; flavin adenine dinucleotide binding.